This is a messenger RNA of Spinacia oleracea (spinach), 327 nucleotides long. RefSeq lists its product as uncharacterized. The transcript has a single exon. The coding region runs from base 1 to 327 and encodes 108 amino acids. NCBI's taxonomy places the organism in Eukaryota, Viridiplantae, Streptophyta, Magnoliopsida, Caryophyllales, Amaranthaceae. The record is from RefSeq and is a predicted model, not a curated record.
AUGGGUAAUUGCUUAAGGCAUGAAACAAAAGCUGAAUGGGCAGGCGAAGAUUGGACGCCGGCGAUGAUGACAGAUAGCGAAAUGAAGAAAGGCGACGACAACGAGUAUUGUUAUUCAGGAUCAAAUAUGAUAAAGGAGGUAAAGGUUAAGAUUACAAAGAAACAAUUGGAAGAAUUGUUAGGGAAGAUGAAUGUGGAUGUCCAACAACAAAAACAAGGGUUGUCUUCUGGACAAAUAUUGGGGAAGUUGGUUAAGGUUAGUGUUUAUUCUGAGACCACUCAUCAUAAGUCUUGGAGGCCUCGGUUGCAGACCAUUCCUGAACUUUAA